This is a messenger RNA of Diceros bicornis minor, 875 nucleotides long. RefSeq names its product sodium/mannose cotransporter SLC5A10-like. Gene Ontology annotation, cellular component: plasma membrane. Gene Ontology annotation, molecular function: D-glucose:sodium symporter activity. Gene Ontology annotation, biological process: transmembrane transport. The coding region runs from base 54 to 875 and encodes 273 amino acids. Lineage: Eukaryota; Metazoa; Chordata; Mammalia; Perissodactyla; Rhinocerotidae. The record is from RefSeq and is a predicted model, not a curated record. The transcript is spliced from 8 exons.
GAGCCCCAGGCUGCUUUCCACAGCAGCAGCACCAUCUUACGUUCCCUCCAGCAAUGCACAGGGUCCCAAUCUCUGCCUCUGUCUUGCAGUCCUCGUGUCGGGCCAGCAGGAACACAGUGAGCGGCUACUUCCUGGCGGGCCGGGACAUGUCAUGGUGGCCGAUCGGAGCCUCGCUCUUUGCCAGCAGCGAGGGUGCGGGCCUCUUCAUCGGACUGGCAGGCUCGGGUGCGGCUGGAGGCCUGGCUGUGGCGGGCUUCGAGUGGAAUGCCACAUACGUGCUGCUGGCCCUGGCGUGGGUGUUCGUGCCUAUCUACAUCUCCUCGGAGAUCGUCACCAUGCCUGAAUACAUCCAGAAGCGCUUCGGAGGCCAGCGGAUACGCAUGUACCUGUCUGUUCUGUCCCUGCUGUUGUCUGUCUUCACCAAGAUAUCGAUCGACCUGUACGCGGGGGCUCUCUUUGUGCACAUCUGCCUGGGCUGGAACUUCUACCUCUCCACCAUCCUCAUGCUCGUCAUCACCGCCCUGUACACCAUCGCAGGAGGCCUGGCUGCUGUGAUCUACACGGACGCCCUGCAAACGCUUAUCAUGGUGGUGGGGGCUAUCAUCCUGACUGUCAAAGCUUUCGACCAGAUUGGUGGGUACGAGCAGCUGGCGGCAGUCUAUUCCCAGGCCGUCCCAACCAGGAUCAUCGCCAACACCACCUGCCACCUGCCGCGCGCGGACGCCAUGCACAUGUUCCGAGACCCCUACUCAGGGGACCUCCCGUGGACCGGGAUGACCUUCGGUCUGACCAUCAUGGCCACCUGGUACUGGUGCACGGACCAGGUGCUGGAGGGUCAGGCGGCCCACCUGCCAGUCCCUGGCACGGCCCCGUGA